GCAACCAAAAGAUAUAUGUAGGCAUGAGUCAAACCAUCAACGCAAAACCUUCAACUUUAAAUCUAACAUAAUUCAGUUAUGAUGGAUACCAACCAAGAAAUAAAUGUCAUAAAUUGGGCAUGAAUUUUUUCAAAAUGUGAUCUUUACUAUAUGCCUUGCUAACGAUUUAGUUUUCGGUCUUCACCUUGCAGUUUGCAAACACACCAUCCAGAGUUGGUCGGAUUGAAUCGUAUGCGCAGGAGUAAAAUAUUCAGUAGCAACUAGAUUUAUUACAGACUUCAACAUCUUUACGAACUUCGUUCGAUUUCAUCAAAUUUCCUUUGCGUUUUAUUAAUUUAAGAAAAAUAGGAAGUCAUAAUGAUCCAUUAUAAAGUACGCCCUUUACGUCUAGAAGACAUUCCUGAUGCAAUUGAAGUAGCUCUUUGCAGCACAUAUCAGUAUUCUAAGGAAAGUUUAGAGUCAUGGAUGAAGCAUGACCCAGAAGGAAUAAUAGUUGCAGUUUUAGAUUCAGGUAAAGUUAUUGGAAUAUGUGCAACAGUCAUCCAUAAUAAUGAUGUAGCUUUCGGGGGAGCAUUUUGUGUUUUGGAAGAAUACCGACUCUUCGACGUAGGGAAUGAACUUUUGACCCGAAGUCUGAAACAUGUAGAGGAUAAAAACUUGGGUCUUAAUUGCACAACUGAUAAAUUACUAAUUUACAAGAAUAGAGGAUUUAAUAUUUUCGAGGAAUCCUGGUCAAUACUGGAGUAUGAGUACCUUGGUCCUCUUAAUACCGACGUAUUAUCAGACAUCCUUCCAGCAGGAGUUGAACUAAAAGCAUUUCAAGACUCAUACCUUGAAGCUAUAUAUGCAUAUGAUCGUAUGCUAGUAGGCUACGACAGAAGGGAAAUAGUGAAAGCAAACUGCAAGGAACCGAGCACAAAGACUUUGAUUGCUUUCAAAAGAGGCAUUUGUGUUGGCUACGGUUGCGUAAAAAUUAAUAUCUUCUACGCUGCUCGUGUGGGCCCACUGUAUUGCAACGAUCAGAAUGUCGGGGAAGUGAUGUUCAAGAGACUUCUUGAACAGACGCCAAGCGCAAAGGGAUUGGCGAUGUGCACCAUGAGCAAUAAUCUGAUUGCGAAUGGAUGCGCGAAAAGAAUGGGGAUACCAAUACACCAGAAUUUGCUUAGACUUUAUACUAAAGAAAAAAUGUUUGUGAAUACAAGUAAAAUAUUUGUACAAUUUGACGUGGAUUUUUCACCAUUUUGAUAAAUUAAAUUGUAAGCCAAUUUAGAACGAGAAAAUGCAUGUAAGCAUAAGAAAAAUAUUUGCUUAUUCUGAAAUGGGUUGCAAAACUUUGUAUUAAAUAAAACUGAAUAUUUUCUAUGAAA
Molecule: messenger RNA, 1367 nt
Organism: Argiope bruennichi
Lineage: Eukaryota; Metazoa; Arthropoda; Arachnida; Araneae; Araneidae
Exons: 5
Coding region: 358-1245 (295 amino acids)
Molecular function (GO): acyltransferase activity, transferring groups other than amino-acyl groups
Source: RefSeq, a predicted model, not a curated record